CAAAGUGGUAUGUGACUGUUGUGGUCUGAAUCUUCCGACCAUGCUGCUCUUCCUUCGACUAUUACCCGCCCUUCUAUGGAUCCAAGCAAUCUGUGCUAUUCCUCCAAGCCCCAAUGCCAGACCUGACUAUGUGCUUGUUGCGACGGCGAAGAACCUCGCCAUUAAUUGCCAGAGGCGGUACUCGGUGGUGAUCAAUGGCACAAGUCCAGGGCCGACACUUUAUUUGAAGGAGAAUUUCACCACAUGGAUCAGAGUGUACAAUAGGAUUCCCGACCAGAAUCUUACUGUGCACUGGCACGGGUUGAGUCAACGAACGUCUCCCUUCUCAGAUGGGACACCUGAGGUCUCACAGUGGCCGAUCGCUUCGAAUGAGUUCUUCGAUUAUAGUGUGACACCCGCAGUCGGUGAUGCAGGAUCAUAUUUCUACCAUUCGCACAUCGGAUUCCAGUCCAACACGGCGCAGGGGGUGGUCAUCGUCCAGGACCAAGGAAAGGUCCCCUACGAUUACGACGGCGACAAAUCCUUCUUCAUCCAGGACUAUUUCCCCAGCAACGACAGUACCAUCUUCAAUGGUCUAAUUGCCAACCCGUUCAAAUGGUCUGGCGAGCCAGAAGCUAUAUCGAUCAACAGCUUCAGUGGUAACUCCUCCUUCAGUAACGCGACGGACGCGACGUGUACACCGUAUGUCGUCAACGUCUCACCAGGGACGACGUACAGGUGGCGGUUCAUCAGUGCCACUGCGCUCUCACUGGUCACUCUUGGUAUCGAGGAACACAAGAACCUGACAAUUAUCGAAGCGGACGGCGAAUACACCAAACCUUGGAGGACCGAUCAUCUCCAACUCGGCAGUGGUCAACGGUUCAGUGUGCUCUUCAAGACAAAGACGCAAGCUGAGCUCGACGCGGCCAACAAGACCAGCUUCUGGCUCUGGUACGAGAGUCGAGACAGGCCCACAAACGUGUCCGGUUAUGCUUUGCUGCAGUACAAUGUCAGUGGAUCGAAGCAGCCUUCCCUGUUACCUGAAACUCCUCCCAUCACUCUCCCGACGAAUGUGACGACUUGGGCCGAAUAUGCACUUGAAGCACUGCAUCCACAGGAAGCUUUUCCAAAGCUAUCCGAGGUGACGCGGACGGUGUAUAUCACCAUGCAGCAGCAGAUGAAGGUGGGAUCGUACGUGAAUGGGACUAUCAAUGGCACCCUGCAGUGGGCACAAGACAAUCUCAUUUGGCAGACAGCGCAACGACAAUCCAACAACAGCCUCCCGUACCUCGUACAGGUGUACUUGACUGGUCAGACUCCCAAUUACACGGCAGCCGUCGAGAACGGAGGCUGGGAUCCAUACUCAAAUGCCUUCCCUGCGUUACCUGGAGAAGUUCUCGACAUUGUUUGGCUGAGUAAUUCCGGUCCGACUGGUGGCUGGGACUUUCACCCCAUGCAUGCGCAUGGCAAGCAUUAUUUUGACCUUGGCUCUGGUAACGGGACAUACAAUGCCACGGCAAACGAGGUCAAGUUUGCAAAUUAUACCCCUGCACGACGCGAUACGACGAUGCUGUAUCGGUAUGCCGUCUCGGGCCUUCCGGAGACCACGGCCGGAUGGCGAGCAUGGCGAAUCAGAGUGACCGAGGAUGAUGUUGGUGCUUGGAUGAUGCAUUGCCAUGUUUUGCAGCAUAUGAUAAUGGGUAUGCAAACUGUUUGGGUGUUUGGGAAUGCCAGCUCGAUAUUAUCCAAGUUUCCAACCCAACCAUAUGUGAAUGGCUAUUUGAACUUUGGUGGAGAUGCGUAUGGAAAUGAUACUUACGACCCAUUGGUGAAUCUAUACUCGACCACGUAAGGAUACCUUGAGCAUAUUGUCAAAGAGAGGCGCAGAGUACUG
Exophiala oligosperma is the source of this 1873-nucleotide messenger RNA. Its product is annotated as L-ascorbate oxidase. The transcript is spliced from 5 exons. The record is from RefSeq and is a predicted model, not a curated record. NCBI's taxonomy places the organism in Eukaryota, Fungi, Ascomycota, Eurotiomycetes, Chaetothyriales, Herpotrichiellaceae. The coding region runs from base 41 to 1831 and encodes 596 amino acids. Gene Ontology annotation, molecular function: copper ion binding; oxidoreductase activity.